AUGUCCAAACGGACAAAGAUUCUCCUCGCCGCACUCAUCGCGGUCAUCAUCAUCGGUCUCGCAGUCGGCCUGGGUGUCGGUCUGACUGUCGGUGGUGGUAACGAUGAUGGCGACGGCAACUCUGGCGACGACUCGGGGCCCACCGGACCAGCUGCGACCUCUGGCCCUCGUCCCACCGGUGUAUGGCAGCCCGCCGUAAACGCGAGCUGGCAGAUCAUCCUCCAAGCUCCGAUCGAGCUGUCCAGCGACGCAACCAGUGUGACGCCGGACGUCGAAAUCUAUGACAUCGAUCUCUUCACCAAUGAUCAGGAGGUCUUCGACACGCUGCGACGACUGGGGAAGAAAAUUAUCUGCUACUUCAGCGCCGGUUCGUACGAGCCCGGUCGUCCCGACUCCGGCAAUUUCGCAGACUCGGACAAGGGCAAGGAACUGGAUGGCUGGCCGGGCGAGCAUUGGCUGAAUCUGUCGAGCGAGAAUGUGCGCAACAUCAUGCAAAAGCGUAUCCAGCUCGCGCAUGACAAAGGGUGUGAUGCAAUUGACCCCGACAACGUCGAUGGAUAUAACAACGACAAUGGCCUCGACCUGACCCCAGACGACUCGGUCGCCUUCAUGGAGUACCUCUCGUCUGUGUCACUCCCGCUCAACCUCUCCAUGGGUCUCAAGAACGCCGGCGACAUCAUCGACCACGUCCUCAACAUCACUCACUUCUCUGUCAACGAGCAGUGUGUCCAGUACGCCGAGUGCGAACAGUUCUCUGCCUACAUCAACGACACGAAGCCCGUCUUCCACAUCGAAUACCCCGACGAUGUGACCUCGCUUUCGACGGAUAAGCGCAAUGGGUACUGCGAGGAUCAAGGAGACGCAGCGUAUAGCAACAAUUUUAGCACGGUGCUGAAGAACAUGAAUCUUGAUGGCUACGUCGAUUACUGCAGCGGAAUGUCCGCUACAACACCUUUGAACACGACCGGCUUGUCGUAG
Pseudovirgaria hyperparasitica is the source of this 978-nucleotide messenger RNA. RefSeq lists its product as uncharacterized. NCBI's taxonomy places the organism in Eukaryota, Fungi, Ascomycota, Dothideomycetes, Acrospermales, Acrospermaceae. The record is from RefSeq and is a predicted model, not a curated record. The transcript is spliced from 2 exons. Bases 1 to 978 code for a protein of 325 amino acids.